AUGAAGGGAGGGCCCUCCAAGACGGACCCGAGCAAUCCGUCCUCCUUCGGUUCGCCGGUGACAGCCGCUGCUCCAGAGGUGGUGUUGUUACCGCCUACGGGGACCAUAGAGUCGUUGUCACUGUUCCAAGACGUGCCUGUGUCGGAGUGGCGGACCCUGUUCAUUCGAUUUUUGUACGUGGGAACUGGAGAAUUAUACAAUUGGCGCCUGCGUGUAUCGAUGAAUUCGUCAACCAUUAUUGAAAUGAAUAGUUUACUGAAAGAGUCUCAUGUAGAGCGCAUUAGGAUGACACUGUUUCACUGGAAAUCUGAAUAUGUCGCAAACAUGCCUUGUGCUGUUUUAGAUGACUUAGAUAGUUUGUGUUUGUAUGAUUGGGCGUCGUGUGUACAUAACCACCUAGUUCAAAGCUUAAAUAACUCAAAGAACAAGAUUAUGUCCGCACGAAUGAAGAAGUCCCUCAAUCUUAGUGGGAACGUGGCUGUGUUACAGUUACAUCUUGAUUGGUAUGUAAGUCGAACGGAUCGUCACAAUGAUGAACUUCGAAUUGCAUUGGGAAUGGAUGACAUUGGGUUGUCCAAAGGUGAAGAAUCAAAGGGUGAAGCAUCGAGGAUUGAGGAAUCAGAUGAUGAAAGCACCGACACUGCUACGUGGCUGCAAGAUGCUGUUGCGAUUUUGAAGAAGACGAACUCUGAAAUAGCGUCAUUGCAUGGCCACAUUUCAAGGCUGACGAAGGAGUUAAUGGACCUUCGUGAAUUUCCAAUGCAAAACGAAGAAGCUACAUUUGGUGAUCCUGGAGAAGGAGUUGGUGGAGGUGACGAAGAUGUCGGGUUUGGAGAUGAUGACCAUCCUUUAGGGGAUGAAGAACCAGCAGCUGGGGAUGAAGAAGCAGCAGGUACACAUAACGAAGGUGGAACCUCCGAGCAUCGUCCUGAUUAUAUAGAUGUUGUUGAUGAAGAAGACGAUGUUCCUAAAGGAUUGGUACCGCUGGUAGUUGCCCCUCUCCGUAGUUAUGCUGGUUAUCCUAGUGCCUCCGAUGUCGACGUUGACCGAUUAGUUGUGUGUGAGAUAAUGUGGGCGUUCUUGGACACAAAUUUUAUGCGGACUUUAGCACCGCGUAAAUAUGUUGAUAACUUGGUGGUGUUAUUUGGUUCAACGAUGUUGUUGCAAAACCAGAGAAAGUUGACUGGUGUUGUGAAGAGGCUUAUUUUCAAUUCCAUAUAUGCGGGCCAUAUUCUCGCUGACUUUGGAAGACGACGUCCCGAAUAUCGAAACGAGUACUCCCUUAGUAGUUACACGUCGUAUAUGAGGUCUGAUAUAUUUGGUCUUGCAGACAUUCCAAAUGCUGACUUCUGGUGCUAUGCAGUCAAAAUUAGCACAUUAGAACUAUAUGUCAUUGACUCAAUGGGGAAGGGUGUAAGAAAUAGGAAACGAAUUGACAAUUUUGUGGGUGAAAACAUGGCCAAAUUCUUUUCCAUGUUGUACAAUAAACCGGAUGGGAGUAUAGGUCCUCUGUCCGUCAAACAAGCAAAUAUCCCAUCCCAACCAAACUUAUAUGAUUGUGGAGUUAUCACGUUAAAAGCCAUGAAAAUGUGGGAUGGAGAGGAUAGAUACAAUGGGAAAAGCAUACCCGACUACACAAAUGAGAAGUUGAGUCAAAUAAGGAAGAACUAUGUCAAAUAUUGGAUCCUAGACAACGACAACAGUCGACUAUUUGAUGCCUUAGAUGAAUAUGGGUUGUUGUAG
Messenger RNA from Vigna radiata var. radiata (mung bean), 1743 nucleotides. RefSeq lists its product as uncharacterized. The transcript is spliced from 11 exons. The coding region runs from base 1 to 1743 and encodes 580 amino acids. The record is from RefSeq and is a predicted model, not a curated record. Lineage: Eukaryota; Viridiplantae; Streptophyta; Magnoliopsida; Fabales; Fabaceae.